CUUCGACUCUACAAGAUGGAGUUUUGGUGCACUGCGCGCCACCAGCAAUGCAAUGACCGAAACGAACUCCCUUUCCCAAUACUUGCCCUCACAUGAAUCAAAUACCUCACCUUCUCGUUGCAGCCGCGAAGACUCACCGUCAGUGGAGCAAGCGUCUUACAGUCCUAGUACCUCUCACUGGAUACGGAGUUACCGAUCCGAUGCAUCGAUCGCCUUGAUAGGGAUUCGGGGAGCGGGGCUUUCCACCCUCGCAGUCAUCGCCGCCGGCUGUUUGAAUUUCAAGAUACUCGAUGCAGAUCACCAAUUCUACCAAGCUACUGCGCUUUCGCGCGCCAAAUACAGAUCGGAAUACGGUCAUGCCCAGUAUCGUCAAGCGGAGACUGUACUGCUGCACUCAAUGCUUACGAAGAAUCCAUCAAACACUAUCAUUGUUUGUGGGCCGGGUGCAGUUGAGCCUUCUGGACGAACAUCGCUCUCGAAGUUUGCAUCGGACCACCCAGUCAUUCAUGUAACCAGAGAUGCUCAAGGAAUUCAGAGUUACCUGCGUGUAUGGGAUACCGUCACGGUGUCUACGAUCCAGAAAGCCAGCGCUCCAGUACUUCGGUUGAUAUCGAAUUUCGAGUACCACAACUCUACACGUGUUGUCAACGUUUCAGAGCAGACUUCGCAUGAUCCGCUCGCUCUCAAGCAAGUCGAGAAAGAUUUUGUACACUUCCUCUACUCUAUCACUGCACGCCACAGGGUCUCUCUCCGACCUCUAGACUCCCCACGGUUGACGCUUUCGGAAAACCAGCGAUUAACCUACAAUUUGAUCAUACCUUUACCAGUACCUGAUACGUAUUGGAUCGGCAUGCGUGAGGAGGAUAUUCUUGCGAAUGCAGUUGAGCUGCUCAUACCACUUUCGGCCAUCGGUUUGGACCGAGCUGGAUUCGAUGGACUCGCUGCUGAUUACAUCACCCAGCAAUACUGCGCUGCGAAAAGCAGCACGCAUCUCCCAGUCAUCCUGAGUUUCCAGGUCAUUGACCAACAUUCGGACUCCAGCGAUCAAGCGAAGGAUUGUUACUGCAAUGCUCUGUAUCAUUGUCUCCGCUUGGCCCCAGAUUAUCUCUGUAUCGAUCUCAUGCAAGACCCGAUAAUGAUCCAGCGACUGAUGGCAGUCAGAGGUCAUACCAAGAUCAUUGCUGAAUGCGUCGAGUCUAGGAAUCACAGAGACUGGAGCAGCCCAAUAUGGAGCGAAAGGGUUACUCUUGCUGAAACCAUUGGAGUGGAUGCGCUGCGCCUAACCCAAAAAGCGACAACAAUGGCAGAUAAUUUCGCAGUUCGACACUUCGUGGACAGAAUGAAUUCUUCCACUGGGCGUAAGAUCACAGUCAUUGCCUACAACACGGGUCACUUGGGAAGAAUGUCCCAGUAUUGUGGUACCUGUAUGAACCCAGUGGCAGAUCAUCGUCUACAAGAUCAUUCUGCUUGGGGCUCUUAUGCCUCGAUGCUGACCAUGCAACAAUCACACAGUGCCCUGUACACUUCAUAUAUCCUCGAUGCUUUGAAUUUUGGCAUUUACGGUAACGAUAUCGCACAAAGUCUCUCGCCAGCCAUGCACAACGCCGCGUUUCAAAAAAGUGGGAUGCCUCAUGUGUACAAAUUAUUCCAAUAUUCGACACUGGAGGAAUUGCGAAAAUUGAUAUCCCAUUCGAGGCUGGGCGGACUCAGUGUGACAGCUCCUUUCAAGAGUCAGGUAUUGUCACUCGUCGAUGAGAUGAGCCAUGAGGCGUCGAUCAUCGGAGCAGUCAACACUCUGGUCCCUCUCCGUUCAGACAAAAGCCUCGCAUUUUCUGAAAGGAAUCGAUCCGGUCCUUCUCUCGCCCUUUAUGGUGAUAAUACAGACUGGAUUGGGAUCACAAAUUGCGUCAUGAACAACCUCUCACCCAUCAAUGCUAUCAAACGAAAGACUACAGCUCUUGUGGUGGGUGCAGGCGGUAUGGCUCGAGCUGCAACGUAUGCUCUUGCUCGCCUCGGUGUGCGAAGAAUCUUUAUUCACAAUCGUUCUUUGGAAAGGGCGGAAGCUCUUGUAGAGCAUUUUACCAGCUGCGGUGUCCUCCAUCGUGCUGACAUGACCAGAGGAUCUGCCCUAGAAACGGAUGCAGAUUGCCAAGGCAACUCUUCAGCCAUUAGCAUUCUAACAGAGAAAACCGAUUAUUGGCCUGAGGAUGUCAAUUCUCCUACCAUCGUCGUAUCGUGUAUUGCUACCAAAAAUUUGGACGGGCAAUGCUCGGUUGACACAAGCUUGCCCCCGCUCUGGCUCGCAAGUCUGACUGGAGGCGUUGCUGUCGAGCUGUCCUAUGCCCCUCCAAUAACUCCUCUCCUCAACCAAGUUCGAAGCUUGCAACAUCGAGGUUGGGUUGCUGUAGAUGGACUGCAGAUGCUACCAGAGCAAGGACAACCCCAGUUUGAGUUGUUCACUUCCCAUCGAGCUCCAAUCAAAUCUAUGCGCGAUGCGGUUCUCAGAGCACAUGAACGAAACACCGACGUCACGCCAAGAGCUGCUCGUGCAGUACGGACAGAAGAGACUUAGAUGUUGACAUUACGCAAUAUGCGAACCGUAAUUGCACUUACACACCAAAGAGCUAUUUUUUCCAGGCCGUAUCAUCGCGGAUGGCGAUCAUCCGAAAAUCGGGCGGCUGAACAAUUCAGAUGACACUAGGCCAAACUAAGA
Messenger RNA from Boeremia exigua, 2713 nucleotides. RefSeq lists its product as uncharacterized. Gene Ontology annotation, biological process: chorismate biosynthetic process; shikimate metabolic process. The transcript is spliced from 2 exons. The record is from RefSeq and is a predicted model, not a curated record. Lineage: Eukaryota; Fungi; Ascomycota; Dothideomycetes; Pleosporales; Didymellaceae. Gene Ontology annotation, molecular function: shikimate 3-dehydrogenase (NADP+) activity; 3-dehydroquinate dehydratase activity. The coding region runs from base 53 to 2572 and encodes 839 amino acids.